AUGGAGACCGAGGCCCUCGAGCGAAUCUCAGAGGCGCUUCUCACUGUCCACAAUCCACACGUCUCCAACGAUUCCCGAAGGCUUGCUCAAGAGUUCCUUGAUGCAGCCAAGCAAGAAGACGAAGCCCCUCUGUGGGGCUACCACCUCGCCAUCCGCGAACCUCCCCGGGCAGAUCAAAUCCGACACUUUGGUCUCUCGCUUAUCGACCACUCCAUCCGCCACAACUUCUCGGUCUACGACCAAACCCGCAAACUAGCCGUCCGCAACUGGGUUAUCGAGCUCACCACCCAAGUCCGUCAGACAGACGCGUACUAUCUUCGCGAGAAACUCGCCUUGCUCUGGGUUAACGUCGCAAAGCGUUCCUGGGGUGCACAGAAGGACGAGUGGAAUGACAUGGACGACGCGCUCGUGCGUAUGUGGGACAUGACUCCCGCCACGCGCGAAAUGUCGCUCAUGAUCUUCCGUGACUUGUUCGAAGACGUCUUCAUGCUUGACGAUCCUGUGGCAGGCAAGCGGUCCGGAGUACUCAGCGCGCAGUGCAUCGAGGUCUUGACUGCUGCCGCAAUCCUCGACGAAGCCUACGAUCGGCGGGACGAGUCCAUCAUCAGUCUAAGGAGCGGUGCCGACGGAUGGCUUGUCCGAUGGUCAAUGCUGCUCGGUCAAUGUCUUGAUCAAGGUGCCCAGGAUACAGAGGCCGAGUCGUUUGCCGUCAAGGUUCUGCAAAGUCUGAAAACAUGUCUGGUCUGGGUGCACCCACGCGCAAUCAGGGAGACCGAUCUGCUGGCGCGUAUAAGUCAGGCGCUGACGAUUCAGAAUGUUAAAGUCCGCACGCUGGCAACCGAUUGUCUACACAUCCUCUUCACCAGGAAUUUUGCAAAUGAGGAAGAUUUCGCGGCCGUGAUUGGCGUCGUGUUCCUAGCUCCGGGUAUCAGGACACUGUCAGAAGUCUACAAUUCCAUCCAGCUCGAUCUCGACGACUUUGACGAAGACAGCUACAUUUUAUUAAAAAAACUAGUCGAGAUGAUUGUCGGGCUGGGCGAGUACUUGAACGUUGGAGGCGAUAAGCGCAGUCGACUGCCUCCAGGCACUGAUCUGGAAGGCUACCUCGCGCUCGUGUUUUCGACUACCAUGCACGAAAGUCUCAUAAUAUCCGGUCUGUCGCUACAGUUUUGGUCUUCGAUAUUACGCGUCGAAGAACUAGCGCGGUUACCAGAAGUCAGCGCGCUGCUGCCUCGGCUGUUGGAGCUUGCGGCCGAGCGAAUAAUCAAAUACGAAGGAGUCGAGGAGCGAACGCCGUCAAAGAGGUUUUUGGAGCUCGAUUUCGAUUCUGUGCCGGAGAUGCAUUCGUUUCUGGGGAAUUAUAAACGGUUUGUUGAGGAUAUUGCGAGGUUGGUUGUGUGUAGGAUACCUGUGGACGCCAUGAUUUGGCUAGAUAUGAGACUCGACAAGUUUUUUUCUUCGUGGCAUGGAUGGCAUUCCCGAGAGUGUAAGUUGUUUCUAUGUUUGUGGUUAGGUGAUGCAAUGUUUCUGGUGGCAUAUAGUCAAUUCUCGAUUGUUGAUGCCGCGUUACGAGGUAUAAGUCGCUGGCGAGUAUGGUACCGGGAAACCGACAAGGAAGAAAAGACUGCAGUCCUGAACCCGAUCAUUGAGCGAUUUUGCGAGCGCAUGAUUUCGAUGGACGUCACGGACCCGGUUUUGCUGCGGAAGCAGAUUCAGACGCUUGUACAGUUUGCGCCGCUGAUGAAGCAUGUUUCGCAGACGAUGUUUAAAGUUUUGGAGAAGGUGCUGUAUGCGUGCACGUUUGAGUAUCCGGCUGACGCGACGGAUGAGGAUCGCGAGCUGAUUAGAGAGGUGCGGAAUAAUUGCGACACGGAGCUCAAUCGGCUGGCGUAUCUGAUGCCGGAGGCGUUGAUGGAGAUCUACUCUGAUCUGGAGCGGAUAAUCAACGACAUUAUCUCGUCCGACAAACUUUCAGACCACGAGAUUGUCUCGUUUCUUUCGUUUUUGCUUGUGAUUUCGCAGCGGUCGAACGCGCCAAACAAGGCGGAGUGUUUUGCAAAGAUUGUGGAUCCGGUGCUGAGCUGCUGGACGGACGAGGCGACGAUGAAAGGGUUGUCGCAGCUCGAGUGGUUCAUGGAGCGAGUGGGGAUAGUUGAGAUUGCAAACUAUUUCCGGUCGCGCGGAGUGGACGCGAGCACGGAUUUACUGGCGACGUCGAUGGACGAGGCGGGUAGACAGCUGAAGAUGUCGCUGCGAAACCAGUGGGCGGCGUUGUUUCCGAUUCGGGCUACGAGAAUUUUUAUACAGUAUUCGAUCGAGAAGAUUGAUCAUUCGUCGGACGAGUUUGCUCGGUUGCUGGAGUUGUGGAAGCCCAGAGUGCAGCCGAUAUUACCGCAUAUUCUACAGUUGAUUGCGCAGAUCCAUGCGUAUUGCGACCCCGCGAAUUGGGGAGACCUGCCGGCGGAAGUGAGCUCGUUCGUUCGGGACUCGUGUGAAGAGAAGUUUUGGCACGUGGGUAUUUCUCGCCAGAGCCGGGACGAGUUUGUGGAGGAAGGCGUGAAGGCGGCGAUGACGCUGCGCGACUUUGCAAACUCGCUUGGGAUGAUGCUUCGGUACACGCGCGAGUACGCGUUUCUGGCGCUGGGGUCGAUCACGCAGCUCGAGAGCACGAUGUACGAGGUUCCGGGGAUCGGACGUACGAUGUGGGCUGCGAUUGCGGGCGAGCCGCGAGGGAUCUCGUUGCAUGCUUGGAAGCAUCUUGUUGCGCUUGUUGUGCGGCCUGCGGUCAAGAACUGUCCGCCAGCGUACUGGGAGACGUUUUUGACUGAUUUCUUACCGGGCGUGCUGACGCAGCUCGAUUCGUUGCUCGAGGAACGGUGGACGAGUUUGACGAACCGGGGACUGGUGGGCGGGCAGCAGAUACAGGAAGAAGUUGAUGCGGCGGGCGAGGACGAUGCGCUGUCGGACGAGAUGACGGAGGAGUAUCAUUUGCGGCAGCUCUCGAAUGUCGUCGACCGGCUGCUGAUUGAUCUUGUUGGUCCGCUGAACAGCAGUAAGACGCUGAGCGGGUCUGUUGCGGCCGACAGCAACGGCGAUUCACAAAAGGACGGAGGAGGGUCGCCAGACAAGAAGAAGGCUGCUGAUUCACGCACGUUUGUGGUGUCGCAUCCGGUGAUUCUGGGCCCGUUUCUGUCGCUGUGUAACCAUCUGUUUGUGGUGCAUGAUACGCGGUGCAGCUACUCGUGCGCGAUGAUACUGAGGCAGAUGAUUCCGGUGAUGAUCGGGCGGUAUCAGGAGGUGGACGACUUUCUGUGUGACGUGGUGCUGCCGUCUUGUCUGCGGGUUCUUGGCGAUGCGUACUUUGCCGACGUAGCCGGCGAGGCGUCGUAUGUGCUGACGAUGAUCUACACUGUUCUACGGGGACGGUACGACCGGCCGCUGAAGAAGAUGAUGGAGCUCAACCCCGCGAUAGGCGCGGAGGAGAUGAUGGCGCUUGAGCGGGAGCUUGCGGGCGUGAAGACGCUACGGCAGCAGCGCGGGGUUAUGAUUGAGUUUCUGGCGGUGAUCAAGGCGAUUCCCGAGGGUCCCGAGGGCGAGGUCGCGCGGCGGAUUGCGCGGGUGAAGAGAGAGCGCGAGAGCCGGCAGCAGCAGCAGAGCAAGUGGACUGUUUCGCGGAAAGAGGCCGAGCAGGUCGAGGCGGUCGAUAGCGUGCUUGCGGACGGGGGGCUGGUUGAUUUGUUCAACGAGGGCCAGUGA
Molecule: messenger RNA, 3756 nt
Organism: Myxozyma melibiosi
Lineage: Eukaryota; Fungi; Ascomycota; Lipomycetes; Lipomycetales; Lipomycetaceae
Product: armadillo-type protein
Exons: 3
Coding region: 1-3756 (1251 amino acids)
Biological process (GO): protein export from nucleus; RNA export from nucleus
Cellular component (GO): RNA nuclear export complex; cytoplasm; nucleus
Molecular function (GO): RNA binding; nuclear export signal receptor activity
Source: RefSeq, a predicted model, not a curated record